AUGAAAAGCAAGGUCAAAGGCAAAUCCAAGGGUAAAGGCAAGAGCAAACUCAAGAAAGAUCAUACCAACAACAAGGACAAUAUCUGCAUCACAGCUUCGAACGAAACAAUCACUGAAAUAAACCCAGACAGGGUCUCAGCAGAGAUCGAAACAGCCUUUCGAAUCGAAGACGAUACCCUUGACCAGCCACCACUUCCCAAAAACGAAGAUACUAACGCAGAAACGACAGUGAAGCAGGGUGAAACCAAUACCAACAGCAAUGAGGAACCACCUAGAGUAGGCUCGCUCAAAAGACGGUUGAAGAUGACCUUCACUGGCAACCCCUUGAAACUGCCCGGCGACUCCGAUAGGCACAGCUGUCAAAUUCACUCGCAGGAUAAAGCAACUCGCUCGGAACGCUCUGGUUCCAGCGCUGCUAGUUUGACGGAUAGCAACACCACAGGCACACAUGGGAGUAUUCACAGCCCGACAACGAAGUCGCCGACUACUCCUCCUACCCCCAAGUUUCUGAAGUACGUCAGGGCGACUAACGAUUAUAUGUUUCUGGAUCUGGACUUCCUGGAGACAGAUACGUCAAACAGGGUCAUUCGAGGCGGCUCUCUAUCUUCGAUGGAGGAUACGAAGCAGCAAGCACCACGAGUGAGCCCUUCAGGAAAGAAUUCCCCGGUGGGAGGAGACCAUGACACCAAGAAGGGCCUCCAAAAGCAGGUAGGUAGGUCUCAGAAUGCAAGACAAAUCCUUGGGAACCCUGCGAUUGGCACGAUUGAUAUGGGAGUGAACCAGCUUGCUACGGAAGGCACACCGGAAAAGCCUCUCAUAUCGCGAGGCUCCGCACCGCACCACAAUUGUGUCAGCGUCUCGCGAACAGCUCGCCGCAGCGACCGAUACGAUUCAACCACCCAACGCCAACCGACAACAUCUCGUUGCGCAUCUCCGACGUUCAAGAUGCGUACCUACGACGAUUCUUUCAGCGGUCAGAAGAUCUACCCUGGAAAGGGUAAGCUGUACGUCCGUGGCGACAGCAAGAUCUUCCGCUUCCAGAAUGGAAAGUCCGAGUCCCUCUUCCUCCAGCGCAAGAACCCCCGCCGCAUCUCCUGGACUGUCCUCUACCGUCGCCAGCACAAGAAGGGUAUCUCUGAAGAAGUCGCUAAGAAGCGUACCCGUCGUGCCGUUAAGUCCCAGCGUGCUAUCGUUGGUGCCUCCCUCGACGUGAUCAAGGAGCGCCGCAACCAGCGCCCUGAGGCCCGUGCUGCUGCUCGCCAGCAGGCCAUCAAGGAAGCCAAGGAGAAGAAGGCCGCUUCCGAGAAGGCUAAGAAGGCCAAGAACGCCGCCGCCGGCAAGGGUACCGCCCAGCGCAUCCAGAGCAAGCAGGGUGCUAAGGGCUCUGCCCCCAAGGUUGCCGCCAAGUCUCGUUAA
This is a messenger RNA of Aspergillus bombycis, 1416 nucleotides long. RefSeq names its product 60S ribosomal eL24 domain-containing protein. NCBI's taxonomy places the organism in Eukaryota, Fungi, Ascomycota, Eurotiomycetes, Eurotiales, Aspergillaceae. Gene Ontology annotation, biological process: cytoplasmic translation. Gene Ontology annotation, cellular component: cytosolic large ribosomal subunit. The transcript has 7 exons. The record is from RefSeq and is a predicted model, not a curated record. Bases 1 to 1416 code for a protein of 471 amino acids. Gene Ontology annotation, molecular function: structural constituent of ribosome; mRNA binding.